Molecule: messenger RNA, 975 nt
Organism: Serpula lacrymans var. lacrymans S7.9
Lineage: Eukaryota; Fungi; Basidiomycota; Agaricomycetes; Boletales; Serpulaceae
Exons: 4
Coding region: 1-975 (324 amino acids)
Biological process (GO): protein phosphorylation
Molecular function (GO): ATP binding; protein kinase activity
Source: RefSeq, a predicted model, not a curated record
AUGUUUUAUCAGACUUGGCACCAGAGCCUUCACUUCGCCGUCACCCACCAGAUCUUCAGCAAUGAGGAGCAGUUUAUCAUGACUUUGAGAGAAGAGAACACGGUAUGGGUAUCAGAACCAUUGCAAUGGCAUUACGAAGGCGACCCAGAAGAGACGAAACUAGCAUUCGCCAAAGCGUCGCUCUUUCUCGCCCACGCCCUAGACACCCAUCUCCCAAGUCUUUCGGGACCCUUUAAACCACAAGCUGCUCCUCCGGCAAUUGAUGCCAAGGUAAAGGUCAACGCACCUGGUAGCAACAAGGGCUCCCCGGAGCCUAGCGCAUUGCCUUCCAGUCACCCCAUGACGCUGAGAUCGGUGACGAAGAAGAUGCUAGAGAAAGCUCUACCAUCGGUUCCCGGGGAGAUCGUGUUUGGCGCAAAAGGAAUUCAUACUCUUACUUUGAAGUUGACUGCAAUGUCGCCCCAUCGGUACCCGUGCAGACAAAAGCCUCUGUAUGCCCUUGCGUUGUUCUCGGAGAAGCUGGGAUUGUCGGCCUUGUACAAAGGUCAGUUUGAGGGAGAGAACGUUUUUAUCAAGAUGGUUGUGGACGAUGAAAACUCCGAGCAGUCGCUCAUACGAGAGUUCUAUCUCUAUUCGGUCCUGUCUUCUCUCCAGGGAGUCCUGAUACCGAAGUGCAUCGGGCUUUUCCGCGUGGAUAAGUCCACGCAGAUUUUAGUUACCAGCGAUUGCGGAGUCCGACUGAAAUCAUUCAAACAGUUGGAUGACAUCCAAAGUCAAGCUUUACUUAAAAGCGUGAGGCAGAUCCAUGCCCUCCGGGUCUGUCACAACGACCUGGCUCCGAGGAACGUUGUCCAGGACGACAAAGGUAAGCUGACUAUUGUCGAUUUUGGCUUGGGGGAAAAUAGUCAUCGGUGUGAUGGAGAUUGUCUCGAAAUAUUGGACCUUGAAACACAACUUGGCGAACAUUUAUUAUAG